This is a messenger RNA of Podospora pseudopauciseta, 1825 nucleotides long. RefSeq lists its product as uncharacterized. The transcript is spliced from 3 exons. The coding region runs from base 426 to 1625 and encodes 399 amino acids. NCBI's taxonomy places the organism in Eukaryota, Fungi, Ascomycota, Sordariomycetes, Sordariales, Podosporaceae. The record is from RefSeq and is a predicted model, not a curated record.
GGUCACCAGGCAACGAUAUACUCUGGAGUAGAGAAGCGCUGUAAGCAAUCAAGUCAGGGUCAACGACUUCAACUUCCAAAGCUUUCAGCAACUGAGAGCAAGGAUUUUGAGAGCUAAAACCAGGAUUUAAUAUCUCGCCUUUUCAAGUUUGUUUUUCUUGUCAGGCCCGCUUUUUGGCAAAGACAAACGACUGGAAUGGGGAUAAGGACCAUUGUCAGUUGUUGGUGUGUUUGAGCGUCUGUUUUCUUCUCGCCAACCACCCAACCAAUCCCGCCAAGUCCUACCGUACUCACAAGGAACUCCUGGGACGGACGCGCUCCACGAUCCAUAUCAUCGGUACCACGCAGCACUUCAUUCCGGUCCUCGGCCUCAACACCAUCUGCCCACUCACCACAGCUGGGUAACAUCUUCAGCAUCAACUCAGGAUGGCGGCACCCUCUGCUUCUCAAGUGAGAGCGCCUAAAGUGCCUGUGCUUGAACCUCUUGAGAAGGGACUCAACGAAAUACUUGUCCUCACCGGUAAGGCCUUCAGAGCAGCUGGCAAAGAUCCCAAGAAGGGAACACCGCAAGAGACAGCCGCAGCCAUCAACGCGCAGGUCCCGGCGGUGAUAGGAAGAUUCAACAAUGCCCUGGAUGAUCUAGAGUGUGAUCUCCUGCGAGCAAAAGCCGUCCUCCUUCGAGAUCUGAAUCAGUUGAAGGCAAACCAGAAACCACCUCCACCGCCAAAACAAAAGCCGGUAGCUCCUUCAGCUGCCUCCAUCCCGCCGGCGCCUAUAGAGUCGCCUGUCAUGGCAAAGAAAGCUCAGGUCUUCAAGGGAAAUAUGCCAGGCUCCAGUCGACCAGCGCCUUCGCCUGUGGCUGUUCCUGUACAUCCCACCAAACAGGAGAACAAACCAGUGGCACCCAUUCCAAACAUGGGGGGCAUUGAUCUCUCGUCUCCCGAACUGAAGCACUCACCCAGUCCGAAAACAGUCCCCCGGAGCAAGCCGGUGAAGAACUCACCGCAGUUGGCUUCAGUGGCUGCUGCUGCCGCUGCCGCAGGACGACCUGCCAGUGCUCCGCCCAAGAAGGAAUCCAAGAUCCUCCCACCGCAGAUCCCUAGGCCGGGUACUGCGGCACCACAGUUUCCUUCCGGGCCUGCUACCAUGCAGGCCAAAGCCGCUUCAGUUCCUGCUCGGAACAUGUCCGCAUCUCCAGCCAUGGCGAACAGCACGCCUGUUGCUGGAGCGGCACCACAACAAUCCCAGGGGCUUCCACAGGCCAGCAGCGACAACUUCUUCACCGAUAUGACCUUUACUGUUGCACCUUCAGCCGAACAGCCAGGUCAGCACCAGCAACCACAGCAAAUCGAUAUGAGCAAGCUUGAUGGUUCGAAUAACUUUGGUGUGGGGUCCGGAUCAUCGACCAUGGACGUUGACAACGAGAUUGACAACUUGUUUGAAGACAUAAGCAUGAAUAUGGACUACAAUUUGGAAGGAGGUGAUUCUGCGGGCGAUAACAGCAACUUCAACGACAUGUACUUUGACCUGGAGGCCAGCAGCGGUGCUACCACUUCGGGCAACAACAAUAAUAACGGCGGCGGCGGCAAUAAUCUUGGGCUGGAUGAUUUCGGGUUCCCUCAAUAAUGGGUGGUUAUGGCAGAGGUGCGGGGUCUGGAGUUGUUCUUUGAAGCGUUACGGCAUAGCGAAUGGAUCAAACGGAAGUUGCAGGCAAAGUCGAAUAAUUCUUGUGGUCUCUCUUUUAGUGGUGAUAUGAUAUUGUGUAGCACGAUGAUAAGAACAUGAAAUAUAUGCAAACGAAUUACUACUUGCAGGUCAACCCUCAA